This is a messenger RNA of Monomorium pharaonis (pharaoh ant), 2343 nucleotides long. RefSeq lists its product as uncharacterized. Lineage: Eukaryota; Metazoa; Arthropoda; Insecta; Hymenoptera; Formicidae. Bases 296 to 946 code for a protein of 216 amino acids. The record is from RefSeq and is a predicted model, not a curated record. The transcript has 3 exons.
UGACGCGCGCCGUGCAUCUCCUGUGCAGUCUCAUAGCAGCUUCGCUACCGUCAAGACGCGACUAGUGCCGUCUCGGACUCACCAACGCUCACCUCCGCGUUUCGCGUGCGGCCAGGCGCGGUCUUCCGCAUUCGCGUGGUGCAGCAAUUUCUCUCUGCGUCGGCGGCGAAGAACGGCAGGAGCGAGUAGACACCAGGGAGCGCCGGCUCUUCCGGAGAAGAAUCGUGAAGAAGGGUAGCUCUCUCUUUCGGGGGUGAUUCAGGCCGUCCUUACUAUUCACACGAUCGAAAUCGCCAUGGCGAGGCAACAGACUGUGGACCGAAACAUCCCUCAUCUACGGGACAUUUUUGGCUUCGGCAGCAAAUGGGAGAACGCUCGCGGCCAAGCCGAGGAGAAGGCGCCCGGACACGAUAGCGCCGUGUCGGUGGGCUCUACGUCGGGCGAGGAGGAGAGCCCGAAAAACAGCAAGAAGAAGAAAUCGCGUCGCCGCGACAACAGCAAGACACUGACGGAGAGUGACGUGAAGCACCUGGAACGGCAUCUCUCCAUGAAGAAGACCAUACGCAAAAAGAUUAUGCGCGAUCUGCAGCAAGCCUUCGUCGAGGACCCGAACGAGUUUCGCGUGGACGAUAUACCGCCCGAGCAGCUCAAGGCAGAGAUCAAUAUCCAGAGCUUGAGCUUUGGCACGCCGUCCCAGAAGCAAGGACGCACGCGUGGUAAUGCCGAAAACACGUUCCUCGACAUGCUACGCGGUGGUGGUCUGGAGAAAAAUGGAACAGAUGACAGGGAUUCGGGACAUGGUGGAUCGCCGACUAGAGAAGCAUCCAGCGCCCAGGAUACGGAUGACGAAUCCAGCUACGCGUACGAGGCGCCAACCUCAACACCUACGAAGAAGAGUAGUAACUUUUGGAGACGCUUCACCAUGAAGAAUCGCAAUAAACGGUAAAAGAAACCCGUAGCAGAAACCCCAGCGUGAAGAGAGGGUACCGAUACUUUAUAUAUAUAUUAUUCUCCGUCAUCUUGAUAAUUUUUACCAGCGUAAUUAACGAAGCAGAGCUUGCAACUGUGAUAUACAUAAAAACCAAUUCAUCUUCACCUCUCCCUCUCCUCCGAUGACAAUCCAUCCAUCGAAUUUUAAGAGGUUCCCGAAAUUCCGCGUGCAAGAGAAAUCAAGGACCAAGAGAUUAAAUGUACAAAUUUCGGACCAGCAUUUUUAUCAUUUGCAAUCACGACACAUAUCAACAGAAAUAUUUAUUGCAAAUUCUGAAAGAUAGACAAUAUAUCUUUCAUAAAUGAAAAUUUGGAUAAGAAUUUUAUUUGUAAAAUGCAAAUAAGAGGUGUAUGUACUUUCCAUUUUGAAGAAAGACGAAAAUUGAUGUUAUUUACUUUGCGUUUAAAGUUUUUGAUUUUUCGUAGCUAAAUAUUUAGACAAGCAAGACUAUUAGAAUAAUUUGCAAAUACAACUGUAUUUUUCAUAUUUAAAAUGAUGUAAACAAACAUCCAUUUGAAAAUCCAGAGAAACGAGGAAGCGCAGCUAUGAACGAACAGUUCUAUCGCGAUCCGAACAAUUCCACUGUACAUAUACUUUUCUAAAAUAUCGAAGGAACUUCUUAAAACUUCUUGAAAUGUAACGAUUGAUGUGUCCGAUAAUGUACUCCCAUCUUUUGACACGUACUUACAGGCGAUGUAAAGAGUAAAUAAACGGAGGCAACGCAACAUGGUCAUGUGCAUAAUAUUUAAGGAUAGUUAGUUUAAUUUUUUUUAAUGUGUAAGAAUGCAGCAGAGGCAGUUAUGGGUGAUCUGUAAUAAGCGUAAGAGAUGCGUAUGGUGUGCGUACCGGUUAGUAGCUAGUCAACGACGCUAAGACGUAUACCCAUGAAACCCCGAUCGAUUUUUUUACUGGCAAAAUUCGAUAUCGCUUGCUUACAGAUCGACAGUAAAAUAUUUUUUAACUACUUUACUACCAGUUCACGGAAAUUUCUUAAGACUUCUUACCUGAGAACAUACGUAUACAUACAUAAGGAACUUAAUGGACUACAUUAUUUAAGUGUGACGCAUUGCAUUUCUUCACUAUACACUCUAACUUAAGCUAUGUUGACGUUUACCGAAAUCUUCUUGUUCCUAUCGUUGUUCGAAGUAUCUCGCUAGUAUUAUAGACAUCGUCAUUUGCAACGUCGAUUCAUGUAUUCUAAUCUUCACUUUCUGGUAAUAAUAAUAAAUAUUAUUAUUAUUCCUCUUAAUAUUAACUGCAACGCUAUAUAUUAGCUUUAAAUGUAUCAUACUCGAGGUACAUCUUAUUAUGUAAGAACAGUAAUAUACUCGAAUAAAAAUUUCAUUUGUGGA